This is a messenger RNA of Pecten maximus, 5192 nucleotides long. Its product is annotated as dual specificity mitogen-activated protein kinase kinase 5-like. The transcript is spliced from 20 exons. Bases 101 to 1552 code for a protein of 483 amino acids. Gene Ontology annotation, biological process: protein phosphorylation; MAPK cascade. NCBI's taxonomy places the organism in Eukaryota, Metazoa, Mollusca, Bivalvia, Pectinida, Pectinidae. The record is from RefSeq and is a predicted model, not a curated record. Gene Ontology annotation, molecular function: protein binding; ATP binding; MAP kinase kinase activity.
UACCAACAGGAAACGAUGUAGUUAUCUCCCUUGGCAUAAAGAUGUUCUUAGAAAUGGAUUGUGUAUUUCAGACGUAGGCAAACAUUCGAUUUGUCUCACUAUGAAUAUACAACCGCCGUUUACGGUGAGAAUUAGAACAGAACAAGAACAGGACAUGGACUGGAUGGUACAGCCAGGAGAAAUCACGUUCCAUCAGGCAUUAGAAGUCAUUUCGCAAGUGUUACCCCAAGCAUCUAUUACUGCAUUUGAAUAUGAGGAUGAAGAAGGGGAUAGAAUCACUGUCCGGAGUGAUGAAGAGAUGAGUACAAUGUUCCAGAUGUAUUUUAGCUUACUAAGUGAGGAGGACAUGGUUCGAGGAUUGCUGCCCCCUCUGAUUAUCUACCCUAGAGUGGGAAAGACAGCAAAAAACAGAAACAUUCAUGGAUUAAAGAUAAAAACAGACAAACAAUCUACUAGUAAACCAGCCAAGCUUGUUGCGGGGGUCAAACCUUCUGUUGGUCAGAGCACCAACUCAGUAAAUAAUCAACCUCAAAACCAAUAUCAACAGCAACAACAACAGGUUCAACAACAACAGGUUCAACAACACCAGGUUCAACAACAGGUUCAGCAAGCUGGGUACCAGCAACCACCGACAAAUUCGGUUGCCUAUCAGCCACCAGGUGGAGCUAGUCUACGCCAAAUUUUAUCAAACAUGGUGAUAGGUGACUCUGAUUUGCAGGUGUUGGAAUUACUAGGGAAGGGAAAUGGAGGUCUGGUACACAGGGCUUACCAUAAACCUACUGGUACUAUAAUGGCUGUCAAGGUGAUGAAAUUGGAUGUAGAUGUAGAUGUACAGAGACAAAUCAUCUCAGAAUUAGAAAUACUCAGCAAGUGCAAUUCUCCAGCCAUCAUAGAUUUUUACAAGGCCUUCUUUGUGGAAAACAGAAUUUCCAUAUGCACAGAGUAUAUGGAUGGUGGUUCGCUUGACCGAUAUGGACAGGUGCCAGAACCAGUCCUCGGACGUAUGGCAGUGUACAUCAUCCAGGGCCUGUGUUACAUGUGGAGUCUCAAAAUACUACACCGAGAUAUCAAACCGUCCAACAUUCUAGUCAAUACCUCCGGCCAAGUAAAGCUGUGUGAUUUCGGAGUUAGUGUCCAGCUGAUAGAAUCUAUCACUAGGACUUAUGUGGGAACCAACGCUUAUAUGGCUCCGGAGCGGAUACGUGGAGAAGAAUAUAGCUCUCCAGCUGAAGUCUGGAGCCUUGGAUUCAUGCUCUUUGAGCUUGCUACUGGUGAAAUUCCAUAUGGAAAUCCAAAAUCCUAUGCUACACCAGUGCACCUUCUGAAUGUAAUUGUAUCAGAGGAGCCACCAGAACUGUCUGCUGCCAACUUUUCUGCUGACUUUGUACAUUUUGUGGCAAACUGUAUGCGCAAGUCCCCAGCCCAUCGACUGACAACAGAAUUGUUAAAGACACACCCCUUUAUACAGCGUCAUCAUGAUGGGAAUGUUAGUGUAAUAGCUGCUUUUAUACAGAGUAAACUACCACAAAUACAACAGGGAAAAGUCAGCUGAUCAUCACUGUGUAGGAGCUUGUAUGUGAUAAAUGUUUAUAUACAGAGUAAACUAGCUGAUGUUCACCUUGUAGAAGCUUGUAUGUGAUCAAAGUUUAUAUAAAGUAAACUCCCAAACACAGGGCAUUGUCAGCUGUUGUUCACAGUGAAGGUGCUGGUAUGUGAUAAAUGUUUGUACGGAGUAAACUGUCAUAAAUACAGCAGGAAAAAUUCAGCUGAUGUUCACUGUGUAUGAGCUUGUGUGUGAUCAAAGUUUACCAGUUAACUGUCCCAGGACAAAGUCAUCUGUGUUACAGUGUAUGAGCCUUUAUGUGAUAAAAGAUAAUACAAAGAAAGCUCACGGUAUAGGAGCUUGUAUGUGUUAGCAGUUUAGGACACUGCCACCAACACAACAGAGUAAACCAACUGUAGGUCACUUUCUAGGAGCUUGUAAGCGAUUUCUGCUUUUAUACAGAGUAGGCUGCCUCAAAUACAUUGGGCAAAAGGAAAGUUAUAGCUGUAUAAUGAUCAUUAGGAUUAGCUUAUAUUUAAAGUGACCAGAACAAUGUGUGAUCUACAUUAAUAGCAAGUGAUAGGUAAUUGAUGAUCGAAUGUCGAUCUGUAUGGUUGGAUCAUGGUAUUACCAUGUUAACAACAGGUUGUUACUGAUAAUAGUAUCCCCAUGUUUAGUCGUGCGUUCCUUUAUCGGGUUCGUACCAGUUGUACUGGUACAAAUCUGCUGUACUCGCAAUGGAGCGGUAUACUAGGAGGACCAAACCGGUUCAUGUGGUUCAUUUCCUGAAACGUACCACUUGGAUCCAAAAUGGCGGAAUUGCGAUGCUUCAUUCGUCAUACUCAUGUACGUUUUGUUAAAAACGAGACAAGAAAUCUUCAUUUGCGAUGAAAUUGUAUAAAUUACACUGCUAAUAUAUGACGGAAUCUAUUACGUUGUGAAAAGAAAAAUAACCGUUUUUUAUGUUUGAAGCGUUUGGUUUGUAGAGACGGCUGCCAUCUUAGGAACUCACUUGAGAUUCAUUUGUGUUCCAUUAUAUGGUACUUAUUUGGUACACCUGGUACAAACCCGAUAAAGGAACACACGGUAGGUGUGAGGAGUGAAAUCAAAAUUGUGAACUGUGACAGUUGUUGAAAAGGAUGGUGUCUGUUAAUUGUCGGAAGAUAAUACUAGCUACAAAUCAAUACAGUAAAAAAUAAAUUACAUUUUAGUGGGUGUAGGUGAAUGCAGGCUCCUGUCGGUAGUCUUUAUACUGAAUCUGGAAUUACAUAGUCAAUAGUGCUGAAGUUCAAAUACAUUCAAGACACAAGCAGUUUGUGUUGUAACAAUCUGUCAAUAUUAGCUCACUAGAGCUAUUUUAUGACAAACAACUACAUGUAUAGUGAUUUAGUUGUGCAAGUCCUUUAGGCUGAUGUUGGUGGGGAGACCAUGUAUUAUGUGCCAAAUAGUGUAGUAUGAUUCAUAAUGUGAUUUUUGUAUUUAGAUAAAUAAAUACUCGAUUGAAGCAGUGUAAGUAAUGAUUAUAUAUUUCAAAUGAUAUGUAAACCUUUGUUUAAAACAUUUCCACUUCAACUAAUCCUAUAUUGUUUACACUGGGCUAUGUAUGCCAUUGACUUACAUUCUACCUGCAUAUAUAGCCCUUGCCAGCCAAAAAAUAUGCCAUGUACAUAAGUUAACGAGAACAGUCAAACACAUGUAAACCUAGUAAAUACUAGCCACAUUAACCCACCUGGAUACAGAGAACUUUUCUUUUAUAUCUUGAUCAGUUGAGUUGUAUGACUAGUAAUCCAGAGGUCCUGGGUUUGAUCAAUAACAGGUAUUGAAAUAAAUUUAAUAAAUCAUGCUCUCUCUUACACACAUAUCACAAUCAGCACAUUUACCUUGAACAAGUAAAACGAGAGACAAAUAUGUUAAUGUUUGUCAAUAGGCAAGAGUUCAAAGCUUUGUGACAAAAAUUUGACGAUUUUUUUUUUCAAUGUAAAAUGUUCCCCUAUCCAUUCAAAGAAAUCAUAUGUCCAUGGCACAGCAUUAUGAUCUAGCUCGGUCACUUCCUCUUGUUUCAAUCUAUCAGAUGGUAUAGUGUAAGCUGACAUGACAGCUGAUGGCCAUGGGGGCCGAGACUGACAGCACAGCUGAUACAGCCACUGAGAUGGAAUAAUUACUGGUACACCGCGUCAGAUAAUGCCAUGAGAUACUGCUAUUUAUUUUUAAAUAUUAUAUACCUCAUCAACAUAAUAUCCACUGUUUGAAAAGUGCCAGUUUUAGUGUUUUAAUCAUUACAUGCUAGAAUAAUGAAAUAUACAUGUAAUUGUUUUGAAUUAGGAUUGGAUAUGCAGCAUUGAGAUAAAAAUUGAUAUACACAUAUUUAGUGAAGAGGUGUGAUAGUACAUGUACUCUCAAUGUCCAUACCUGGUAUACUUUUUUGCUUAAAUCUUUGUGUCGAAUUAUAAGUUGCUAAAUUGCAAUCAUUUUGUAUAUUAUCUGUAAAAUCUUUGACUUUAUAGAUUGUAUCAAAAUAUGUAACCAUGCUAUAUAUUUAAUUGAAAAUAGUACAAAAAUAGAAAAUAGUAAUCACAGAAUACUGACUUCCCAUUGGCUUAUACACACAUGGGUGCAAUUUUUUUAGGCGAGCAGGGCAUUAUCAAAUUUGGCGUGAGAUUGCAACAUCACUGUUAACGUUAUGAUUGAGGUAGACACUGAAAAUAGUUGACACUGACAGGCCUGUUGGUGAAAUAUUCAGUUGAUUAUUAAAAUUAACAAAGUUAAUGCAAGCAUGAUAUACUGAAAAUAUAUAACCUUCUUUUGAGGGCACUAUAGUUCAAUAGGGUUGUCUCAAAAUGGAACAGUACUGUCAUCCCUUGACAACACUAUUUGAUCAUAGUGCCCUCAAAUUAUGUAUAAUUAUGUACUCUGUGAUGAAAAUUGACAUGCAUGUCUGAAAAAGUAUCUGUACUUAUCUGUAAUUGUUUAGUAUUAAUGUACUGUACUAACCAUAUUUAUCUGCAAAUAAGCCCGUCCACAAAUAAGACCCUGUCCACAGAUAAGCCCCUGUCCACAAAUAAGCCCCUGUCCACGAAUAAGCCCCCUUUAUUUUCCUAGGAAUCAUCAAUUUUGAAAUUGAAAGUGGUUCACAAAUAAACCUCCCCAGAUUACAUACCUUAACACUAGGAGGGGCUUAUUUACGGUUAAAUACGUGUUAUUUGUUAUGGUGAACUUUUGUAAUUGCCUGUUAACUAAAAUAUUUUCUACCAAGAGCUUAAAGAUGCCAUCCCUUUUCAGCUUAGAAAGCUAGGCCAUGGCAUAUAGUAGGGUGUAAAAAUCAGGCAAAACUAUUAGUUUUAUUAACUCAUUUUAUACUCAUAUACAACAUUUAUCCUGUAAUAAUCCCAAAUAAGCCUGGUUACUCAAAGUAGAGGUGGGUGGAUAUUGAAGGACAAUGAAGCCUAUUUUAACAUUUCAUUGCGAUAGACAUAGGUGGGCUUAUUACCAGGGUUUAUUACAGGAUUCAAUGAUAGGCUGGUUGUCCUAUGUCUAUGUUGCUGGUCAACUAGGGAUUAUUGUAUUCUAGCCUUAGACAUUCCCAUAGAUUCCAUUAUGAAACAUUUGUAAUGUUUGCUUUUAAAAGUCAAUAAAUCUUUAAUACAAACUA